Molecule: messenger RNA, 4087 nt
Organism: Pristis pectinata (smalltooth sawfish)
Lineage: Eukaryota; Metazoa; Chordata; Chondrichthyes; Rhinopristiformes; Pristidae
Gene: synm
Product: synemin, intermediate filament protein
Exons: 5
Coding region: 204-4082 (1292 amino acids)
Biological process (GO): fast-twitch skeletal muscle fiber contraction; intermediate filament cytoskeleton organization
Cellular component (GO): costamere; sarcolemma; intermediate filament
Molecular function (GO): vinculin binding; structural constituent of muscle; intermediate filament binding
Source: RefSeq, a predicted model, not a curated record
GUUGUUCUAAAGCAAUGUAAGGAAUGUGGCAGCCACCUUGCCCACAGCUAACCCCCACGAACAGUGGUGUAAUAAUUAUUUUCAGCCGGCACAGACUGACCACCCAGCAGUUCUGGAUAAGGAGCUCGCACAGCACACAAGAGGUGUCUUCAUCCUGAGUAAGAGAUUCACACUGGGGGCCAGGACCAGCACAAGCCGACAAAAUGUUUCCUUUCAGGUCCACAAUUCUUCACGAAAAAUCGCAGCUUCAGGAGCUCAACUCCCGGCUGGAGUCUUACCUUGCCGGGGUCCGAGAGCUGGAGAAAGAAAAUGAAAUGCUCAGUGUUGAGAUCCAGCACCUGAGGAAGGCGGGGGGGUCUGAGGAAAGUCACGCCUCUGCGGAUGAGAUCCACAAGAUGCGGUGGGAACUAGAAGAACUGGCGUUGGAGAAGGCAAGAGCUGAAAUGCAACACCACAACCUGCAGCAAGAGAUCCAGGAGCUGAGAAACUACUAUGCCACUGAACAAAUGCUUCACAAAAACAUAAGGCAAGAGGUGAAGGCACAUCAGAAGAUGCUUCAACAGAUUGAAGGCACCAACGCUUCUCUGGAGGGCAUCAUCUUCCAGCUGCAGGCAGAAUAUCAAACCCUGGAAUCUCAACACGAGCAAGCCAAGUGGGAAGUCGGGGAAGAGGUGAGGAGAGCCAGACAGGUCCUUGUUACCCAGAGCUACCCCACCACCCGCUUGGACUUUGAAAACCAUUCCCUUGCUUUUUCAGAAAUCUGGCAGGAAAACUUUGAAGUCUGCAGAAAUAAAAUCGAGGAGCUUGAAGCUGCAGCGCAGCAAGAAAAAGAGAGAACAGAAGAUUUAAACAGGGAGAAUGUGCUUUUGAUUGAGGAGAUAGAAACCCUGAAGAAAGACCUUGAAGAUCAGUUUAUUCUCCAAAACCAAAUGGAACAGGACUUCUUAACGUUUCAGCAGAAGCAUGGCAUGGACGUGGAGGAAUACCAGAGGGAAAUUGGUGUACUGGAGGAUGAGAAGCAACAUCUCGCAUCAGCCAUCGCUCUUAAUCUCAAGGAGCAACAGAAGUUGAUGCAGGUGAAGAUGGGACUGAAUCUCGAGCUUGCCACUUACAGGGCCUUAUUAGAAGCAGAACACAGGAAACAGCAGGAGAUAGGAGAGCAGCUGUGGAAAUCCAGGAAAGGUGCAGACACAAGAUCACAUAGAUAUAAUGUUAUGCCAGGUCUGACUCUUGACACUUUGGAUGAGAAAUUGUGGAAGCCAAGUAGGAAAGCUGUCCCCUCAACCUUCUGGAGAGAUGCUGUGACAAGCAACAAAGGAAUAACAUCAACACCUAUUCCAUACCGUACAUCUACAAGGACGAUUAAAGGUUCUUUCUCAGAUAAAGAUCUCCUUUACACCGAGAAGUCUUCAUUGGUUCAAAAUGUAGAUUCUUCAACAAGGUCAAGGAACACCUACAGAGGAGCAGCAGGAUCUACAUCUGUACCUCAUGACCCAUUCAGCACAAUGAAGAAGCCUCAAGUUCAGCACAAAGUGCUUCCAAAAGAGGAGAAUGAGAGUGGAGUGGUCUUACCAGGGCCAGAGAAUGUUGUGGAAGUGGUCACCCACACAUCCAGGAUACAUGCCACAGAGUCGGCUAGUGACAAUGAAACUGGCAUAUCAGAGAAUAAAGCCGAACCUCAGAGUUCAAGUGACUUGCCAACACCUAUUAGUGAGAUGGAAUAUCAUGAUGGUAAUUUCAGGACCAGUCAAUCUGCGGAAGAGGAGGAGUACAAAAGGCAAUAUCUAAAGGAUGUGAGAGCCUUUGAGCCUGGUGCAAAACAGCUGGAAUUCAAAGCAGACCUAAGUGAGAUGGGGUCACUCAUUAGCCCCGACAGCUACAUCUCUACUGCCAACCAUGAGGCAGAUGCAGAAAUAACAUCACGGUAUUUCCUCUCCGAUAAUAUUAUAGAAAAGAAUGAGGAGGAACCUACAACAGAGUUGGUGCAAGAGAUGCAGGUAAAAAGUUCACCAGAGUCAAGUGACAACAGAGGGAUAACCCUCUCUGAGGAAGGGAGUUUGACAGAUGAUGUCAGAAUCAGGGAUGUCAUUGAAACAGUCAUAAAACCCACUGAUCUGGGAAAAAUGGUUUCACCAGAAGCUGCUAUCACUUAUCACAUCGAGGAGAAGGAAGUGCUGGAAGAUGGGACAACAAAACGAGAGAUCGUCAUUCAGUCAAGGAGUGAGAAGACUGUUGAUGUGACAGACCAGGGCGCUCUUCAAGAAGUGCUGAAUAUGGACACCAAAAGUCCAGAGAUGCAACUGAAAGGGGCUUUGGAGCAUUUAACAGGGUCAGAGACGGGAAGUUUCAUAGAUGGACUGCUACACCUAGACAUUAAGGGAAGCGAGACUCCAGGGAAAGUAUCUGUAAACGUUGAGGUAAAGGAGCAGCUGUCCAAAGCUGAUGACUUGCCUGCUCCAACAGUUGCAGCCCCAUUGGAUGCUGGAGCAGGGGAGGGUGCAGCCCCAUUGGAUGCUGGAGCAGGGGAGGGUGCAGCCCCAUUGGAUGCUGGAGCAGGGGAGGGUGCAGCCCCAUUGGAUGCUGGAGCAGGGGAGGGUGCAGCCCCAUUGGAUGCUGGAGCAGGGGAGGGUGCAGCCCCAUUGGAUGCUGGAGCAGGGGAGGGUGCAGCCCCAUUGGAUGCUGGAGCAGGGGAGGAUGCAGCCCCAUUGGAUGUUGGAGCAGGGGAGAGUGAUCUUGAAGGAACAAAUGGCAAACAUGAAGAAGUCUUAAAUGUCACAAUGUCUGCUGCGGACUUCAGGAGAACGAUGCUAUCAAGUUCCGAACCAGAGUCUCAGAAAUUCCAGGAAAGGCCAACUAGCUUUUCUAUGGAUGAAACCGUGGAAGAAGUGGAAAAGGGCGAAGCAGAACUGUAUGGAACAAAUGAACAACAGGAGAGACCGCAAAACCUUUAUGGUGAUGAAGGCACAGAAAACAUCGAACAGACCAAAUUCACACUUCACGAUUCCUUUGCAAAAGAACUCCGCUCGCCAUGCAUAAUAGAAGAAUCGAUUAAGGUCCCACAGGGUGUUCAGGCAUCUAUUGUAAAACUACUGAAGGAGGAAACUGAAGAUCCAGAACUUAAACUGAAAGGAGCUUUGGAGCAACUGAAAGGGGCUGUACCUGAAAAUCUGAGAGAAGAGCUUUCACUACUCACUGGAGAAAUCCAAGAAAGAUCUGACAAUGUAUCUGUCAACAUCAAGAACAUCCAGCAAUCUUCUCAGAGAGGUGUUGUCACUAUAGAAGCUGAAGUGAAUGUGUCGCAAAGCCUUGACCCAGAAGACUUCUUCUCAAUGGAAAAGUACACUGAAGAUGAACAGGAUGUAGGUGAAAUAGGCUCUGGACUAACAUUUCUUAAUAGCCAGCAGGAAAUACAAAGGUUAUUGAAUGGGAAAGAUCUUCAGAUGGUUGAAUCUUUAAAUGAUGAUGGCAGAAUUAAAGCAAAUACUCAAGUUUUUAAAGAACAAAAUAUAUUUUUUGAGCCCAGUGCAGGAGAUGUGGAAGAUGCUGAAGAAUAUUCAUUUAUUCAAGGCCACACAGGUUAUCAGACUGGGUCAAGUGAAAUGGAAGGUGAUGUGUCUCAUUGGUUGCAAAAGGACAUAAGUAAAAUGUAUGGAGAAGAGUUCAUUCACAAAGUUUCAGAUCCCGUUGAUUCAUCGGGAACCCUUAACAUGAAUGUAAACAGAAUUAUGUCAAUGCAUGCCAGUGGAGGUGACAGUGAGGGAAGUAUGUCUUUCAUAACUCAGGAGGAAAUCGCUGAAGGAACAGAUGGAAAGGGACUGGAUGACAAUGUUUAUUGUUAUGAAGAAUGGGAAUCUGGAAGCAGAGGUGAGCUGGCUGUUACUGAUGCAAUUGAAGAGGGAGAACAACAGGCUUCUGAUUCAGAACUAAUGCAAUACUCUACUUCUCCAAAGGUCCUGACUAACCGUAGGGUUGUCGUGUCUGAAAGCAUCACACAAGUGGUUCAUGGUGAACAAGACAAUGGUGUUACAUACCUUGAUGAGGACCAGUUGGUUAUCUUUUCUCAGUCUGAUGAUGAACCUUAAAAAGC